Molecule: messenger RNA, 1801 nt
Organism: Ostrea edulis (European flat oyster)
Lineage: Eukaryota; Metazoa; Mollusca; Bivalvia; Ostreida; Ostreidae
Exons: 4
Coding region: 1251-1700 (149 amino acids)
Source: RefSeq, a predicted model, not a curated record
UUUCAUUCAAAAUUCAGGGAAAUAGAAAUAUGAUAACAGACGGUGUUCCGAUACUAUAAUGGUGUAAGAAACUGCAAUCUCCUGUGAUAACAGUUGUCUAAUUCUCUUCAGAACUGAAACUUCUGCACAUCCUCACUUAAAAUCAAGAUUGUUCUAUCGUAUUCUCUACAAACUCAGAACUGAAGUAGAAUUUUUAGAGAAAUUUCCGCGAAUGUUUCCAUUGUUACGUGGGAUUUUUCCAUUAUUCAGCAAUUUAAUUCAGUUAGAAGACCCACAUUCAACUUUAAUUUACUACUUCUGAACUUCUGAAUAUGUGUCUUUGAGUGAAGUAUCCCUAUAUCCAAUAUUAAAAGAUUGUAUUCUACACUGCAUAAAUAAUCAUAUUCUUUUAAAGUAAUAUUAGCUCUCAAUCUGAAAAUUUCAUUCUGUUGUAAAAACGUGCUAUUGUGAUAGUUUUGUACAUGUAUAUAACUUUAACCAUAAUCACUGAUAAAAUUAAAACGAAGUUUAAGAUUUUAUCAAAAUAAAAAUUUCGGUUGUGUUGAAUAUAUGGCAUUACCGUAUAUAGAAAUCAAUUUUUCUAUGGGAAUACAAUAAUGUAAUUUUGCUAUAUUCAGAGUCUCUGGAUAAAUUUUCUAACACAAGUAUUAAUCACAAAAGUUUAUAAACCCCUUUUUUUUUUAUCUCUUCUAUCAUUGAAUCAAUAAAUCACAAUUUUGCAAUAGAAAUUUUCGACACCAAAAUAACAGCUAGUGUACUUAUCAUUUUACACAACCUUUGACAUAUUUCAUUGUUUGUUUGCAGGUGGUUGGGGUUUUUUCCCCCCCUUUUUUUGCUUAUUUCGUUUUGUUGUUUGUUUGUUUUUUGUAGAAAAAAUGUUUAGCAUUUUAAAACUUUUCUUCUCUUUAUGUGUAACAAAAUAUUAACAAAAAUAUGAACUGUAUUCGUUAGAUUUCAUUUUUCUCUCUGUCAUAUUUCAAAUUCGCCGAAUGCCAUAUCAACGUUAUAUUUUACCCGUCCUAAAUCUGCCCAAUAUAUAAAUAAAUGUUUAAGGCAUUGAAAAUAAUCUUUUAAAACAAAUCGCAAAAAUUAGCUCAGUCCACAGCACAGCCUUGUAAACAAAAUAAAUUGCAGGUUUUGGGGGAAGGUGUGUGUGUGUGUGUGUGUGUGUGUGUGUGUUAUCGUGUGGGUGUGUGUGAAAUGAUCGAGGUUUCACCUUUACGAAAAUACAUCUAAUUUAUCCCACAUAAAUGGCGCCGGUUGGGGAAAAGAAAAGAUUACGCAGUCAGACACCCCCCUGUAGAAUGUCCACUUUGCAGUUGGUUUUACUCGGCCUCUUGAUAGCUGUUGUGAUCUGUGACAAACGACAGGGCGUGUUCGGACCGUGCCAGGGCUGGGGAGCAGGCUGUACCAGUUACCAUAGUUACAGACCCAAUCCACAGCCUCCCACCCGAAAAAUCACCAGAAAUGUUCACAAGACGCCCAGUUAUAUGUUUACCUCUGGCACCUCAUGGAAGCCCAUCGGAAAGCGUGGACGUGAUACCAAGAAGAGGACCUCGUGGUUUACCGAUAUACCGUACCUUAGAAACCCCUUCCUCUCCUACCCCCGACUUAAGAGUGGAGCAGGUAGCCGCUUUAAUUCGCUGCACCCCGUGGCGUCCUCACAGCGACACCAGCAGUCAGACCUAGUGGAAGUCUAGUGGUGUAUGUGAUCCCUUUCUCUGGAAGGAACAAUUCUUUUGAGGAAGAACAACGAAUUUCAUUGUUUGAUGGAAAUACAAUAAAAGAGCUCACUCAAAAU